Penicillium maclennaniae is the source of this 2310-nucleotide messenger RNA. RefSeq names its product OPT family oligopeptide transporter. Gene Ontology annotation, biological process: transmembrane transport. Bases 1 to 2310 code for a protein of 769 amino acids. The transcript has 8 exons. NCBI's taxonomy places the organism in Eukaryota, Fungi, Ascomycota, Eurotiomycetes, Eurotiales, Aspergillaceae. Gene Ontology annotation, molecular function: oligopeptide transmembrane transporter activity. The record is from RefSeq and is a predicted model, not a curated record.
AUGUCGGCUAUUCGCUCCGACACGCCCGUGGAUGGUGUUGUUUCGGUCUCAGGUCACGAUGCCUUCGAUGAAAAGACCACGAUCAAUGUGACCACCAAAGAUGAUCACCAAGUCACAACUACCUCCUUCGGAUCUGGAGAGUAUGGCGGCGAGGAUGAUCGUGAUAGUGACGACGUGAUUAUCGUCGAUGGUGCUGAUGCCUCGAAUCACUUGCUUCCCAUGCGAGAUGAUGGUGACCCAGCGUUGACAUUUCGAAGUCUGGUCUUGGCCUCGGGUCUCUCCUGCUUCCAGGCGGUCAUGUACCAGAUUUAUAUGUUCAAACCAACCCUCAUCACUAUCCAAGGAACUUUCAUCGUCCUCAUUUCAUACUUUAUUGGCAGAGCCUGGGCCAAGUUCCUCCCCCGUGGAGAUAAAUUCGAGGCUCGAUGGAGAGCACAGGGUGGCCAAGGCAAGCUUCCCUUAUAUAUUACGAUUCUCAAAUUCAUCAACAAUGGGCCAUGGACAUUGAAGGAACAUGCGAUUUGCUCCAUCACGGCCACUAGUGCUUCGAGCGCCGCCGCAAGCUCAGAGGUGUUCGCAGCACAAGAGCUCUUUUACAACAUGUCGCUGACUCCGACAACUGUCAUCUUGAGCACCAUCUCUAUCGGCCUGUUCGGUUACGGAAUUUGUGGAAUGAUGCGUCCUAUUGCGGUCUGGCACGUUGAUGCCGUCUACUGGAGUACCUUGCCUACCGUGAAAGUUCUCCAAGGACUCCAUUGGCAGGACUUGAAGAAUUCGAAACCCUUGAGAUACUUUUGGUAUGCUUUUACCGGCAUGGCUCUCUAUGAAAUCUUCCCUGCCUACAUUUUUGUCUGGCUGAACUCUGUCUCCAUCCCGUGUCUGGCUGCCAUGAAGGCUACUGGCAAUAAGGCUGCUGUCCUUACGAAUCUGUUUGGUGGAGCCUCGAAUAACGAGGGCCUGGGUCUUUUUAGUUUCUCUUUCGACUGGCAAUAUAUCACCUCAUUCCAAACCGCCCUUCCUCUUACGCUCCAAGCUCACCAAGCCGCUGGCUUCGUUGCUUGCUUUAUUGCCAUGCUGGGUAUUUACUACGGAAACGGUUGGGGCUCGAAGUCGCUCCCCUUCAUGUCGACAAAGCUGCUUCUGAAUAAUGGAACUUCGUAUCCAGUCAAUGACGUUUUUGUCGGCGGAGUUCUCGAUGAAGCAGCUUUGUUCAAGUACGGCUUGCCGAAAUUAAGUGGCACCUUUGCGUUUGCUAUGUUCAUGGCUAAUGCUGCCAUCGGUGCUCUUCUUGUGCACUGCUUCCUCUUCUGGGGCAAGGACAUCUACAAAGCGUUCAAGAGCGCUAAGGAAGGUCGAUAUGACGAUCGCCACCACGAACACAUGGCUAAGCACUACAAAGAAGCGCCUUGGUGGUGGUAUGUAGUCGUUCUUGUCGUCAGUUUCGUCUUGGGUCUUAUUGUUGUCCUUAAAGAGGACAUUUCACUCCCAGCCUGGGCAUAUGUUGUCUCCUUGGCGGUUGGAAUUAUCAUAUCUCCUUUUAGUACUAUAUUGUACUCUCGCUACGGAAAUGGCAUUGCAACCAAUAACCUAUCGAAAAUGUUGGCGGGCCUUAUGAUCCCUGGACGCCCAGUUGGCAAUAUGUACUUUGCUGCUUGGUCGCACAACGUCAUCUCUAAUGCCUCAAAAUCCCCCCCGCGGGUCAUGUUCCUGACUCAGAUCUGGGGCACCAUUCUUGGCGGAUUCAUCAACUACGCUGUGAUGAUUUCAAUCGUCAGAGGAAACAAAGAGGUUCUCGAGUCUUCGAAUGGUAGUAACUCUUGGAGUGGUGCCACGCUGCAAGCCUAUAACACGAACGCAACCUCUUGGGCGCUGGCUUCCUAUCUUUACAAGAUGGGCGGCCAGUACUGGAUGAUACCUAUUGGUAUUGCCAUUGGGGCUGUUUCUGUUAUCGUCCAUCGCAUCUUCUACCAUUUUGUCCCCAAAAUCCGCGGGUUCGACGUUGCCGAUAUCAACAUGCCCCAGUUCAUUCAAUAUGCUGGCUACAUCCCUUACAACCAGAGUCAGACCUGUGUCCUCUUUAGCUGGGUCUUCGCCGGUUUCUAUGUCCAGUACUACCUCCGCAACUACCGUCCUCGUAUCUUCAAGGACUAUUCAUACUUGGUCACCGGUGCCUUUGAUGGCGCGAGUCUGACUGUAUUGUUUAUUCUCUCCUUUGCGGUAUUCGGUGCUGGAGGACCUGCCCACGCCUUCCCUUCGUGGUGGGGUAAUAACUCCAAUGGGAACUUUGAUCUCUGUCCGGUGUCUGAUUAG